CUUGUUUGGCAUUCCACCCUUUUCAGAACUAGAAAUUAUGCUUUUAGAGGCCCAAAAUGGAAAUAUUGUUUGAAUAAAGUUUUUCACGUCAUAUUGACACGAAUAUUAUGUGUUUGAGAAGAAGCCAAAAGAAAACCCUAUUUAGAAGGAAAAAAACAAAGAAAAUACUCCCACAUCACGUAAUUUGACGAAUUAUGCUAUUGAAUGGGUAUGGGAAUGCAAGAGUCAAGAAAGAAGAAAAAAGGAAAAUAAAAAAAGCAUCGUUGAAUUCAACAAAAUGAAAUUCAUCAGGAAGAAGAAAGGAUGGUACCUUGCAUUGAGUUAAAAAGAUAAAUUCCCUGCAAGUGAAAGCUGGGGGUCAAAGUCUAUUUCUAGUCUUUAUGUUCCCAUCAUUAACGUUUCAAGUUUUCGUGCUUUAUGGUUUUUCUUGGACUUUUCGAGUUAACAAUAAACAAUAAAUACCUGGACCCUUUGAGUCAACCAUAAAUAUUAGUACAAAUUGCACCUCAAAAUCUGAAUUGUGAAGGAGCACAGCGUUAGAGCUGACGGAUGCCAUAUAGAGAUUAGAGUAGUGAACAAUUGCUGGAGGAGCUGUUACCAGGUGCAUCUCCUAUCUCUGCAAUGGCUUUGUCAUGUUGGUGCUGUAGGGGGCCUCGAAUACUGUCUUUUGCAGAAGGAGAUCCUAAAGUUCAUCCAGAUCCUGAUUCUGAUGUGAGCCAACUUAGAAGAUUUUCACUGGAAGAGUUGCAAAUUGCAACAGAUUAUUUCAGCAAUGAAAACUUUCUUGGUAGAGGUGGAUUUGGUAAGGUAUACAGAGGGCAAUUAGAGGAUGGUUUGUUGAUUGCUGUAAAAAGACUGGAAAGGGAGCCUACACCUGGUGGUGAACUUCAGUUUCAGACAACAACCGAGAUUAUUAACAUGGCUAUGCAUCGAAAUGUCAUUAGACUAUGUGGAUUUUGUAUGACACAUUCUGAAAGGCUACUUGUUUACCCCUACAUGGCUAAUGGGAGCGUUGCCUCGCACUUAAGAGAGCGAGCUCCAUCACAACCCGCACUUAAUUGGCCUACCAGAAAGCGAAUUGCAUUGGGAUCUGCAAGGGGUCUUUCUUAUUUGCAUGAUGAAUGUAAUCCAAGGAUCAUACACCGUGAUGUGAAAGCUGCAAAUAUAUUGUUGGAUGAGGAGUUUGAAGCUGUUCUUGGGGACUUUGGGCUGGCUAAAUUAAUUGACUACAAUGAUACCCAUAUCACCACUGAUGUAUGUGGUACGGUAGGGCAUAUAGCUCCAGAAUACCUCUAUACUGGGAUAUGUUCAGAGAAAACUGAUGUUUUCGGAUAUGGCAUUAUGCUUCUGGAGCUAAUUACUGGACAGAGAGCUUUCGAGCUUGCUUGGAUUGCAGCUGGAGAUGAUCUUUUGCUGCUUGAUUGGGUAAAAGUCCUUCUAAAACAGAACAAGUUAGAAGAGCUGGUUGAUCCUGAUCUCCAGGGAGAUUAUUCACAAACUGAGAUGGAGCAGUUAAUCAAAGUUGCACUGCUAUGCACACAAGGCUCCCCAUUGUACAGGCCAAAGAUGUCAGAAGUAACGAGAAUGCUUGAAGGGUACGGCUUGACUGAGAGGUGGAAUGAAUGGCAGGAAACGGAGAGUUCUGAUAUGGAGUUGGGACUUUCCUUUCAACCUGUUUCUGAUUACAUUGUUGACUCAACAGAGCUUCUAGCUGCAAUUGAAUUAUCUGGUCCUAGAUAACGAUCAUUCCAGAGAUCAGGAUUGAUCUGGGUCACCUUCAUGUUCGAUCAAACAAAGCUACAUUAUAAGCUUUUUGAAUAAUGGCAUGCCUGGGAAACUAAAGCAUGAUUGUUCUUUUGAAUAAGUUUGCUUGGAUAAUGGUAAUGUAUGUGAAAUAAUCCAUGUAAUCAGGGAAAUUAAGAAAAAGAAAAAAAGGCAAAUUA
Ricinus communis (castor bean) is the source of this 1943-nucleotide messenger RNA. Its product is annotated as somatic embryogenesis receptor kinase 1. The transcript is spliced from 5 exons. Bases 622 to 1740 code for a protein of 372 amino acids. Gene Ontology annotation, biological process: protein phosphorylation. The record is from RefSeq and is a predicted model, not a curated record. Gene Ontology annotation, molecular function: ATP binding; protein kinase activity. Lineage: Eukaryota; Viridiplantae; Streptophyta; Magnoliopsida; Malpighiales; Euphorbiaceae.